CCGCGGGCCGGGGGUAGAGCUAGCUUCGCGGCCCGCGCGCGCGCUUCUCUCCGGCGCGGGCACCGGCGCGGGCCAUGGCCUCGUCCUCUCUGUUAUCCGCGCUGGCUGCGCGGCUGCUGCGUCCCGCGCGCGGCUGCCACACGCGCCUGCAGCCCUUCCACCUGGCGGCAGCGCGAAAUGAAGCUGUGGUCAUUUCUGGAAGGAAGCUGGCUCAGCAGAUCAAGCAAGAAGUACGGCAGGAGGUGGAAGAGUGGGUGGCCUCAGGCAACAAGCGGCCACACCUCAGUGUCAUUCUGGUUGGUGACAACCCUGCCAGUCACUCCUACGUCCUCAACAAAACCAGGGCGGCAGCAGAAGUGGGAAUCAACAGCGAGACAAUUGUGAAACCAGCCUCAGUUUCAGAAGAAGAGCUGUUGAGUUCAAUCAGGAAAUUGAACAACGACGAAAACGUAGACGGUCUCCUUGUCCAGCUGCCACUCCCAGAGCACAUCGACGAGAGGAAGGUCUGCAACGCCGUUUCUCCUGACAAGGAUGUCGAUGGCUUUCACGUCAUUAACGUGGGGCGAAUGUGCUUGGACCAGUAUUCCAUGCUACCAGCGACCCCUUGGGGCGUGUGGGAGAUACUGAAGCGAACCGGCAUCCCAACCUUAGGAAAGAACGUGGUUGUAGCCGGCAGGUCAAAAAACGUUGGAAUGCCAAUUGCGAUGUUGCUGCACACGGAUGGUGCCCACGAACGGCCGGGAGGCGAUGCCACGGUUACAAUAUCUCACCGAUACACUCCCAAAGAGCAGCUAAAGCAGCACACAAUCCUUGCAGACAUUGUGAUAUCUGCCGCCGGCAUCCCAAAUCUGAUCACAGCUGACAUGAUCAAGGAAGGGGCAGCGGUCAUCGAUGUGGGCAUAAACAGAGUUCAAGACCCUGUCACUGCAAAGCCCAAGUUGGUUGGAGAUGUAGAUUUUGAAGGGGUCAAGAAGAAAGCCGGUUACAUCACUCCCGUCCCUGGGGGUGUUGGUCCCAUGACAGUGGCCAUGCUAAUGAAGAAUACCAUUAUUGCUGCAAAGAAGGUGCUGAGGCCUGAAGAACUGGAGGCGUUCAAGUCCCAGCAGCGUGGAGCGGCCACCAACUAGCAGUGCUCCGUGCCAGUCCGACAGGCGAAGUGGACCAAGAGGAAUGCAGUGUUUUUAAUUUAUUCUGGUGGAAUGAUGUAGAAUGAUGUUUGUAUUUAUUGAAAGCUUAAACGGGUGGGUGUGUGUGUGCGCGCUCGUGGCUCUGCAGAACCUCACCAGGGUGCCCAUCAGCGUCCUGCCGUUGACCUGGUGACGCACAGGAGGCAUCCUCACACCGAGAUCGGAUGCUGAACUUCAUCGAAAAACCUGCCUUUGUAGGCUCCCGUUUCCCAAGUGCUAUUCCAAUACAAGUUAAUGACUCAUCCGAGGUGCCGAGCCUUCCGAGUUCAACUUUCAGACCAAAGGAGAACGUCCUGGAGAAAACUUGGGAAAGGAAGACGCCGCAGGCACCGGCAGAAAGACCACACCCCCUUACUUUCUGUGCUUGCCACGUCAGAACCAGGAGAGCUCAGCUGGCUGGGUUGGCAGAGGGAAGCCUGGCACCGCCAGCUGUCCCCUGUGGCUGAGUCACCGGGGAAGGUUAGGACUCUCCACUUGCUGCUACCCUCCGUGAGCUUGUCCCGUUUCAGUUUUCUAGGAUCAUUUUGUAAGCGAUGUAUGCCAUUGUCACGUUGGGCUUUUGCCGCACAUUUCAACUUUACAUUCCCAACCGUUAGAGAGUAUACGUCUGCCUUCUUUGCCAUAAGCUUUGAAGCCUAUCUUUUGAAAAACGAAACCUGGGCGUGAUAAUCAUGAGGGCAGAUUGGGUGAAACUUAGCUUCCCACCAAAGAACCGACGGCGGAUGUCUGUGUGUCUUUCCUUUAACCUGUUGGCUUUCCUGAAAGGUACUGAGGAGCUUGAGUUAAUAUAAGAUUUAAUCAGAUUUUCUUAUUGAAGGGUUUUUGUUGCUGUUGUUGGCUUUUUGGUUUUUUUUU
Phodopus roborovskii (desert hamster) is the source of this 2042-nucleotide messenger RNA. RefSeq names its product methylenetetrahydrofolate dehydrogenase (NADP+ dependent) 2, methenyltetrahydrofolate cyclohydrolase (gene Mthfd2). The record is from RefSeq and is a predicted model, not a curated record. NCBI's taxonomy places the organism in Eukaryota, Metazoa, Chordata, Mammalia, Rodentia, Cricetidae. Gene Ontology annotation, biological process: tetrahydrofolate interconversion. The transcript is spliced from 8 exons. The coding region runs from base 75 to 1127 and encodes 350 amino acids. Gene Ontology annotation, cellular component: mitochondrion. Gene Ontology annotation, molecular function: methenyltetrahydrofolate cyclohydrolase activity; methylenetetrahydrofolate dehydrogenase (NAD+) activity; methylenetetrahydrofolate dehydrogenase (NADP+) activity.